AUGUUUUCAUUGCUCAACAGCCGGAAAAGGAGACGUGAAGAAUUGACAGCCACAUCGAAUUCAACAGUAGAAGCAGACGAAGCGGAAGAAGUUAUCGAAGAAUCCUAUCCACAGGAUCUGGAUGGAGUAGAUGAUCAUUGUGGAGAACAGGAGGAAAUGGAUAUAACAGAAAGUAAUAGUAAUAAUCUUAAUCAAACAGUAACUCGUGAACCGGCGAGUUUUGUGUGUAACUCAAGCCAAGUAUAUUCUGAGAAAUCAGAGGAAAGGAGUAGUCAAGAAUCUACGGGUCUUAAUGCAUCCGAACUUGUUUUAUUUGAUAAAAGCAAUCAAGUUACACAUGCAAUCAUUAAAAGUCAAAAUAAUUUGAAUAAUAUUAGUAUCGCUUAUGAUAAUCAAGUAUAUUCUGAGCAAUCAGAAAAAAGGAGUAGUCAAGAACCUACGGGUGUUGAUGAAUCCGAACUUGAAUUAGUCCAUGAAAGCGACAAAACUUCGAAUGCAUGCAAUUUGACUAAUAGUAGUUCUAGUAAUAAUCUUAAUAUAGUUAAUGAUAAUCGUCAAGUUUAUUCUGAGCAAUCAGAGAAAAGGAGUAGUCAAGAACCUACGGGUGUUGAUGAAUCCAAACUUGAAUCAGUCAAUGAAAGCGACAAGAUUUCACGUGCAUGCAAUUUGACUAAUAGUAGUUCGAGUAACCUCAAUAUAGUUACUAAUAAUGAUCAAGUUUGUUUUGAACAAUCAGAAGAAUUGAUUAGUCAAGAAUCUAUGGAUCUUGAUGAAUCCAAACUCGAUUUAUUUCAUGAUAGCAAUACAGUUUCUCAUAGUCAUAAACAAAGCGAAAAUUCUGAUAAAUUUGGGCAUGACAAAGCCAAUGAUACUAUAUUUUCUGAAUAUUCUUUUUCAUCCAGCGUUUCCGAUCAUGAUGAUGUUGAAUUUGAAUCAAAUUCUGUUGAUAAUGAUUCGGAUAAUGAUUUGGAACAAGAAUCUGAAAAGUCUCCAGAAAAUUCAUCAUCCCCAUUGCAAAAUUGUGAUUCCCAUAACGAUGCCCAAAAUAACACUGAAGCAUCAUCUUCCGAAAAACCAACAGACAUUGAGUCUAUUAUAAGCGGUUGUCGAAUAGUUGAACUCGCUCAUUUUAUAAAAGAGUUUACAAAGUUAGGUGAUUCUAAGAAUCAUCUACCUAAUUGUGCUAGACAAGGGGAAAACUUCCAUUGUUUUAGAAAGUUAGAUGUCGGCUUAAAUACUUUAUUGUACUGGAAGUGUCUCGAAUGUAAAAUGAUUGCUACAUUUUGGACAAAUCCAGUAAAACAAGAAAAUAAAUUCUAUAUCAAUGAAACUACCACCAUAAGCGUUAUUGGUUCUGCAAGUUCUUUCGCAGCAUUUCAGACUAUUUUGGCUGUGUUUAAUAUACCGUGCAUUACAAAUAAAACUUACGAAAAACAUCGAAGGAAACUAGUUGAACCUCUUCAAAACGUUCUUGCUGAAGAAAUGCAUAAAAAUGCCUUAGAAGAAGCCCAAAUCGCCAUUAAAAAUGGUGAUGUUACCCCCGAUGGUAUUCCUCUCGUAAAAGUUAUAACUGAUGGCGUCUAUGAUAAACGAAGUUAUAGAGGAGGCAAACAUGAUUCUCUUGGAGCUUCAGUUGCAGUUAUUGGUUGCGCUACUUAG
This is a messenger RNA of Cotesia congregata, 1659 nucleotides long. The record is from the annotation of a GenBank genome assembly. NCBI's taxonomy places the organism in Eukaryota, Metazoa, Arthropoda, Insecta, Hymenoptera, Braconidae.